CCCGUGUAGUGUUUCAACCAACCGCUUCUUUUCGAAGUACAACCACCGCAUCAAAAUGGAUGACAAAAAUACACGCAGCAUAACUGUGAAACAAGACGAUCAGUCUGACUGGCUAAUAGUACUUGUGUUGAAACAUGGGUGGAUGUCUGAAGAUGACGCCCAGAAGGCGACGACGGAAGAACUGAAGAAAUGUGUGUUCAGUCGGGUCGAGAAACUCCAGGGUAACCAAAAUCGAAUAUACGAGUGGGAAAUGAGCGUGAAGAAUUCUACCGGCCUCCAGAAGUUCUUCGUCGAGACGUGUAUUGGCCAGCCGUUCAAUCAUGAGGACAGAAACGAGCACUUCUAUCCUGACGUAUAUCGUCUCUGUCGGCAUAUUCUGGACACGAUACAUGAUUUCAAGCGAAACGGUGAGCAGCCGGACCCAUCUUCAGUUUUUGCGUCAAUGCAAGACAGAGGGCAUCUCAACCAGGACAAUCAAGCUGCUGGUAUGCAUCCCAUCGCAGUUCUACUCAUUGAAGCCGAGUUGAAUCCGCAGUUCACAGACAUACUCAAACCGUCCAAAUUGUUCACAUUGUGUUACGACAUGAUGCAGUCGAAGAAGCCAGGAAGUAAUAUUGCUCAUCCCUCGCAGUUGCCUGACGAAUUCAUGCGUGCCGCGUAUGAUCGAUUGAUGGCAUGCGGGAACGCGACCUUUGCGAGGAAGGCAUCUGCUCACUUGUACGAGGUAUGUUCGAAAGCAGAGAACAGGAACAAAAUCCUCCCCCCAGAUGGUUAUCGUAGCGGGAGUGCCCCCGGGCCAGUGAGACCGCGUCGCCUCAUUGAUGGUAGUACCGGCACCGUUAUCGCGGAAGUCUUUCGGGACACCAACAAUCAACGUUUUGCACCCAAGAUGCGCUGCGUCGCCGUGACGCAAAUCGACGCUCGUCGCACGGUGGCGACGAUGGACGAGGAGGAAGCAGCCAUCAUGGCCAUGUUGGUCGCGGUUCUGAGUCUGCAGGUAGCCAACGCUGCCAAUCAGAGAGGGCACGUACCAGUACCGGUACCCCACGCAUCCACCAACAAAGUCGCCAAUCCGAACAUCGCAGCGAAGCCUCUCGCAGAGCACAAAACCAGAGGUCCUCACAGAACGGACCACCACCAUCAAUUUGCGUGUCUCGCGGGUCCCUGUGUCAUUCCUCUGCUGGUGACCGACGGGGCCGCAGCCGUCGUUCGUCGCCCGAACGGCUACCUUCUGGUGGUGGCCGUGGAGAAUCCGAGCCUCGCAGCGAAUCCUCUCGGAGGGCACAAAACCAAACCGGGUCUCUGUGUCAUUCUUCUGUUGGUGAACGACAGCGCCAAGGAAGCAGCCGUGGGCACUCCGGGGCUCGCACUCCGGGGUCAUUCAAACGUAAAUAUGAUCAUGAUCCCUUGCCCUGUAACUUAUUCGGCCGAAGUGCGAAGCGAGGCAGAGUCGCACAGGAGGAAGAAGAAGAAGGAGAGGUAA
This is a messenger RNA of Seminavis robusta, 1483 nucleotides long. The record is from the annotation of a GenBank genome assembly. NCBI's taxonomy places the organism in Eukaryota, Bacillariophyta, Bacillariophyceae, Naviculales, Naviculaceae.